CGUGUUGGAGUGGCUUGGGCCAAAUGGCGGUUUGCUUCAGGGGUGUUGUGAUCCGAAGAUUUCGCCCAAGAUGAAAGGUAAGUUCUACCGGUCCGUAGUCAGACCUGCUAUGUUACAUGGGGCAGAGUGUUGGGCAGUUAAGAUGACUCGUGUGCGUCGUCUGCAUGCGGCGGAGAUGCGGACGUUACGAUGGAUGUGUGGGAAGACAAAGUUGGAUAGGAUUUCGAACGAAGUUAUCCGACGUCAGGUAGUCAUGGCGCCGGUGGAAGAUAAGCUGCGGGAAGCGAGGUUGAGAUGGUUUGGUCAUGUGAGACGGCGGAAUUCUGACGCCCCUGUUAGAGCCGGGGGUCACUUGGAAACAGCCUCCCUACUUCCGAGUAGAGACAAGGUCUGCGUACACACACCCUCCCCAAACCCUAUUGUAGUGGGAUUCAACUGGAUUGUUGUUGUUGAUUAGACUUAUGGUAAAGAUAUAUAAACUCAUCACCUUAUUUUUUAUUUUUGGUAGCAUUUUCCUUUUAAAAUAUACGCCGUAUAGUGCACUGAUAUAAUAAAAGAAUUGAGUCAUU
Molecule: messenger RNA, 569 nt
Organism: Cuscuta campestris
Lineage: Eukaryota; Viridiplantae; Streptophyta; Magnoliopsida; Solanales; Convolvulaceae
Source: the annotation of a GenBank genome assembly